Messenger RNA from Xylona heveae TC161, 1896 nucleotides. RefSeq names its product citrate synthase. The coding region runs from base 183 to 1640 and encodes 485 amino acids. The transcript is spliced from 5 exons. Gene Ontology annotation, biological process: tricarboxylic acid cycle. Gene Ontology annotation, molecular function: acyltransferase activity, acyl groups converted into alkyl on transfer. Lineage: Eukaryota; Fungi; Ascomycota; Xylonomycetes; Xylonales; Xylonaceae. The record is from RefSeq and is a predicted model, not a curated record.
GUCUUCCAGGAUGAUAUUCACGCCGUCGUGAUUGAUAAACCCGUUUGUAAUGUUAUUAUUUGUAAUAUUGUUUAUAAUAACCAGUGAGUUCCGCACUCGACGUAGGAGCUGUGUGUGAUGAGCUUCUACAUCACGUACAGAGUAUAGGAGCCCUUGAUUAUCUUCGAUUAUUAGACACCUAAAUGAUGGCACCGCAUCAAGAUAUCGCCGACAAUACAACCCUCAUAGGCAGUUCAAUUAGCCGCUCGAUAGCCACGCCGUCGGUAAAAGAAGACAUCGCUACAAAGACCACAAGCGAGAUUCAGAAGCCAACAUCCGACGUCCUUCAUGUCGUCGACUCGCGGACAGGGAGCUAUUAUAACAUUCCUAUAACGAACAACGCCAUAACAGCCAGCGACCUGAAGCACAUUACUGCUCCUGCGGGGAUCUACGAAGCCGAUCAAAAUGAAAAAGGGCUUCGAGUGUACGAUCCCGGCUUCUCGAAUACGGCGGUGAUGAGAAGCGAGAUCACCUACAUUGACGGUCUGAAAGGAAUAAUUCAAUACCGUGGGUACUCGAUUGACCAGAUUGUGGGCAGGAAAGGGUUUUAUGACACCCUGCACCUGUUGAUCUGGGGGCGAUGGCCCUCGUCGGAGGAGCGAGCAAAGCUGCAAGUCAAUAUCAACAGCGUACCUUUGCCAGGCAAAGCUGUCUUUGACGUUAUCCGAUCAUUUCCCCGAGAGGGUUCAAUCAUGGGCAUGAUUAUUGCUGGUCUAUCUGCCCUACAAUCAACACAGAUGAAUCGGGUACCCGCUCAUGAAGCUAAAACAAUCUUUCUUGGUGAACCUAGUGUUAUAGAUGAUGAAAUCAUAAAUUUCGUCUCUCGAUUCCUCGUCAUCACGGCCGUGGCAUACACUCAUCAUUCUAACCGGAGGUUUAACAAUCCAAGGCCAGAUCUCUCAUAUAUCGAAAACUGGUUUUACAUGACCAAUCAUGUCGACCCGCACACUGGCCUUCCCAAUCCACGAUACGUGGAUGCCUUUGAGCGUCUUUGGGUCGUCAUCGCAGACCAUGAAAUGACGUGCUCAACUGCUGCGCUUUUACACACAGCCUCGGCACUCCCAGAUUUGAUUUCGAGUAUCAUCUCCGCCCUGUCUGCAAUGUAUGGCCCGCUCCAUGGCGGUGCGAUAGAGGUUGCGUACAAACAAAUCGAGGAGAUUGGCUCAAUCGAAAGGAUUCCAUUGAAGUUGAGUCGGGUAAAAGAGCACAAAGAACGUCUUUAUGGCUACGGCCACCGUGUCUAUCGUGUCUCUGAUCCCCGAUAUGUCUUUAUCAAGCACGUUCUGGACGAUCUACAGGACGAGAUCGCUCAGGAUCCACUCUUGAAGGUUGCAUUCGAACUCGACAGGAUUGCACAGGAAGAUGAGUAUUUUAUUUCCCGCAAACUGAAACCCAAUGCAGAUUUGUUUGCUGCAUUCGCAUAUAAAGCAAUGGGCUUUCCUCCUGAGGUUAUUCUACCAAUUUCGAUGCUAUCUCGUGCUCAGGGAUUUUUAGCACAUUGGAAAGAAGCCAUGAGCGGCAAUGUACAUAUCUGGCGUCCGAGCCAAAUCUACCAGGGAAAGCUCAACCUCACACUCGUUGAUGAUGGACUUCCCUCAUAAUUAUGAUUGAUAGAAACUCGUAUUUUUUUUCGCUCUUCUUUUUUUACUUUUAGGUUAUUAUAUCUGCAUUGACCUAGUCGCUUGAGAAAUAUGUUAGACAGAGGUACCUGGACGAUAGAAUGAGUCAGGCCCAGGUCGAGCUCCAGACCGCUUAGCGAUUCCCCCAGUCGGUGUGUAGUUAUACCUUAUAUAAGAGGACAAACGAACGACCUUCCGUAUCCUACGGGGUGCAUUGAUACGUCUGAAGUAGGUAGUG